Molecule: messenger RNA, 2363 nt
Organism: Stomoxys calcitrans (stable fly)
Lineage: Eukaryota; Metazoa; Arthropoda; Insecta; Diptera; Muscidae
Gene: Ntan1
Product: protein N-terminal asparagine amidohydrolase
Exons: 8
Coding region: 1119-2060 (313 amino acids)
Biological process (GO): ubiquitin-dependent protein catabolic process
Cellular component (GO): nucleus
Molecular function (GO): protein-N-terminal asparagine amidohydrolase activity
Source: RefSeq, a predicted model, not a curated record
CUACUCAAUUUCAGUCCGGUUUUGUAUUUGUCGUCGAUCGCAACCCAGGCUGUCCAACCAACAAUUCCAACUCUUUUUUUUUUGCUUUUGUUUCUGUCGUGUGUGGUGGCACAAAGUAAAAAGUUUGCCUGCCAGACUGUCUUGUCUUGCUUCGCCUAUCCGAAUUGUCCCGGUGUCAGAGCGAAUUCUGCGGUCUAUCAGUCAGUCAGUCGAGUCAAGUAAGCCGCCUGCUUGCUUGCCUGCCAGUAGCCGUCGUCGUCAAGUCAGUGUUAAUAAAACGUUUUUCCUUCGUCGUAGUGAUAAGCAAGCACCACAGAAAAUAAUUCCGAUUGCGGUAAGCGCGAGUGCUGCUAGCUAGCGAUUUUGAAAACACCGACGGGAUUAAGAUAGCCGGUGGUUGGUUCUAUUGUGUUGUUGUUUUCUUUACUUAACCGUGUGCUUGUUCUUUGUGAUAUUGAAAUAAAAAGUGCAAAUUUUAAUUUGUUGGCUUGCGCUUACGCUUUGGCUGCUUAUUGACAGCCUUGACAAACGAAUAUCGACGAAUAGUGAGUGAGGUUGUAUGAACUUUGUGGAAUUGUGCGCUGCUGCUUCUUCCCCCUCUCUCAACACUACUACUAGCACGCCUUGACACGGUGAAAAUGAAGCAUUUCUGCAUAAAUAAUUAAUACAAAGAAUAGAAUAUUGCGAAAAAAAGGGAAUAAAUUAUAUGGCCACUCAUACUGUGCAUACUGUUACGCGUGUUGCAUACUCCUCCUUUGCUUGUGUGUUGUUAUUGAAUUAUUAAAAACGUAUUGUGGUUAGUUCCGAUAAGAAAUCGAACGUAAUCUAUAUAAACAAAAACAAAAGUCCCGCUAUCGUUUGCAAGGAGGGAAGAGGAAGAAGACGAAGAAUAGCAGAAACAACCAUUUGUCAAUCAAACAUCAGGUGGUGGCAAAUGUUUAGGAGUUUUGUUUACCUGAAAAUUUGAAUUCACAACUACUUGUUAGGAGGUGUUUGAUUUUAUUACAAAAGAGGAUUAAAAGAUAAUCUAAAAAUCUUUAUUGUGUGCUUGAGGAGGAAGGAAAACAAACAAGGACAUAUUACACUUUUGCCGCAAUAUACGCAUCCUUGUUAACAAAAUGGUUUUGGUAUUGAAUGGCGUGCUGCAGGACGAUUGUCCCAUGGACACCACCAGCUUGUUCAUGCAACAUCCCGUCUACAGAGAUUAUGCCCAGCAAUUGUUAUCGAUACCCACAAAGUCCGUAGGAGCAGUGGGUCUUCUAUACGUAGGUCAAAGGGAAAUGGCCGCCGCUGCACCCCAUGAUAAGAAUAUCAAUAUUAUUGGCACAGAUGAUGCCACCACCUGUAUUAUAGUGGUGGUACGGCAUUCAGGUUCAGGUGCUGUGGCAUUGGCUCAUUUCGAUGGAACUGGUGUCGAUGAAGCUGUCUGCACCAUGGUUGCUCGUGUACAAGAGUUGGCUUUGGGUUAUCCCGAAGGUCGCAUUGAAUUGCAAUUAAUUGGUGGCUAUCGUGAUCCUCAGAGCUAUGGCGAGGAGGUUUUCUACAACAUAAUGCAAUCAUUCCAUAAACAUCAUCUUGAAAUUGAUCUUACACAAGCCUGCGUUGGUGAACUAAAUACAAUUUUACGUGGUGAUCUCAACUAUCCCAUUAUAUAUGGAGUUGGUGUGAACAUUAAGACUGGUGAAAUAUUUCCAGCCACAUUUCCCGAACGGGGGCCAGACAGAGAGCUACGCGAUGCACGUAACUUUAUGGGAGCACAAACGGUUCUUGAUAUAUAUGAUGCCUCGUUGGGCCUAUUACGUAUUGGACCCUUUAAUUAUGAUCCCUUGAGGGGAGCAGAUUUGUGGCUAUCACAAACCGAUGACUUUCUGCUACAACAUUUAUCCACCAGUCCCGAAGUGGAGCCGCCACAUUUCACACAUCAUAUGAGGGCUACCAUUAAAUUCAUUCAAGAGAAUCAAUUCCCUGCUAUCACCGUUUUUCGAGAUAAUCGACCCCGUUACUAUAGGCGUGAUGAGACUACGGGUUUCUGGACACUGCAAAACUUUUCGUUAAACUAAGGCUAGAAACAAAAAACAACUAUAAUGGAUUUAUUUUAUUUCUUUCUUUUUUUAUUGUCUACUUUAAGAUUUUAGAUUGAAAAUCAUAUCUAAAAGAUAUAGAAUCAGAAUUCUGCUCUUUUUGGUAUUCGCCUUAUUAAGAAAGAAAACACAAAAUGGAUUUAUGAAGAAAAUCUUUAAAUUGAAAAAAAAAAGAAAAACACCCUCUUAUUAAUGAAAUUGUUUAAUUUAAUUGAAAUUAUAUAGUUAAAUGUAUAAGAAUUAAAAAAGAAAAAUUACAAAAACAAUGUACUCUAAUUACAA